AUGGACGCCGCCGUGUUCGUUCCAGAACUGAAAAACGGGUGGAAAAGAAAAUUCCUGAACAACCGCAUCGUGUCAGAACAUAAAAAAUCUCAUCAAGCUGACCUAACGCGUGCGAAAGUGCGCAGAUCGUCAGGGCGACGAAAUGAAUUACCACUCCAGCGCGGCGGCGAGCGGGACUACCACAACACCGUCGAUGCAAGCGGUUUAGUCUGCGCGGGCGGCGCUCAGGGUUGCUCCUUUAAGGCAACGAUUUCUCGGCGCACGCCCGUUUCUCUAGCGACGCGGGGCACGACCACAGCACAGCGGCGGCGUCGAGCCCUCGGUGGGCCAGCCAGGAUCCAAGUUCCGGGAACCAAUGGGCCUGGGAAAGGCAGGCAGAGCGAUGCCGUAAACGGGAUGCACACGCGUGCCUGCGUGGUCCGUGUCUCUGUCACCUGGGACGGCUCGAGCCGGCCGCGCGCGGCCCUUCUGAUGUUCUGGCGUGAUCCACCUGAUGAAUGGGGUUUUCUGUGGUCUGCGCUGGUGCAGACUGCGGCCGGCGUAGAGGCGGAGAGGGGCGGAUAUCAUAGUAUGCAGAUGGACGGGAGGAGCGGCCGGCUUGUGCUGACUGUUCAGAGCGCAGCGGUAGGGAUAGGGUGUUCGGCACCGGCAUUGCGGAUGAAUGUUGAACGCUUUAGAGGCCGUCCUGUUGAACUAUCGCGAUGGAUUGGUUUAUGGGGUCAAUAUCAAACUUCAUUCCGCCCGCUGGCUGUGGAGAGGCGGGCUUCAUUCUCGCAGGGCGUUCUUAGCAAGCUUUUCCCGCAGAUGGCCGGGAGGCCUGCUCAAUUCUCCAGAUUCAGAAAAUGGCCCAGCAGCCUGGCGGGCAUUGAUAAUUGCCUACCGCCUUGGAUCUCUGGAGAGCACGGCCUAACCACGAUAAGAAAUUCUGGUACAGCUAAGGAUCAUCUGUCAAUGACGCUGGGGAACCAGCGGGCAGAUGAACGAAGCGUGGUCGCGAGUUCAGCCAAGCACGCGGGUUGGCACGUUCCCAGGCGCGAUGCACAUGGCGUCUUCUUCUCUCUGCCCACUAUCACGGAACGCAUCUUCGCUGACUUGGGGGAGCGUAUGCUGCGCUGGCUGACUCGCGCGAGGGGAAGGGGCGGAAAGAUAUCGUUCGGAUUCGAAUUCUCUCAGGCAAGUUCCGAGUUCCGACGCUCCGUUCUGACCCUUCUGCCGAGGACGAUCAGCGAGGCGAGGCGAGGCGUCGCAGGCGCCCGCAGAAGCAGCCCUGCUAUCAAUAUGUCUUUGUCUCCCGCAGCCCCCAACCCUGCGCUCCAGAUUUAUUCUGUGGACACCGAUCUCAUGCUGUCCUGCACUACAGAGGUGAAACUCGAGAAGCCCCCCGUAGCCGAUGCCGGCAAAGCACUGGGAGCCGUGGUAAAGGAAGCAGCUGGGGCUCGGGGGGUUCGGACGGGCAUGGCACAUGAGGUCUGCCUGCCAGAGUGGCACACAGGGCAGAUGUAUGGAGAUGGGUGGCACACUCUGGGUGAAGGCGUGAUAUUGGCACACGUGCGGGCGAGUGGCCGCGGACAAUGAGGGUGGGUGGGAGUGGCUCGGGGUU
This is a messenger RNA of Laetiporus sulphureus 93-53, 1600 nucleotides long. RefSeq lists its product as uncharacterized. The record is from RefSeq and is a predicted model, not a curated record. Lineage: Eukaryota; Fungi; Basidiomycota; Agaricomycetes; Polyporales; Laetiporaceae. The transcript has 9 exons. The coding region runs from base 1 to 1575 and encodes 524 amino acids.